AUGGCGGGGCUGUUCUCUUCGCAGGACGCCGCAUCGCCGUGGUCCCCGAGGAUGAACUCGAGCUUGCAGGCGUCCCCGACGGCGUCCAGCGGUGGUGGUGGUGACCUGGCGGGCUGCAUCUCGGACGUGCCUCCAGAGAAGCUGCACGCGGCGGGUACGCUAGUCACCUUCCUCAUCCUAGGACUCAUUAACGUCCUGGUCAUUUUCGGCAACCUGCUAGUCAUGGUUGCCGUGCUAUGCUCGACCAAGCUACGAACCGUCACAAAUUACUUCGUGGUGUCGCUGGCAGUGGCCGACCUCUCUGUGGGGAUCAUAGUGCUGCCCUACUCGAUCGUGCUCGAAGUACUCGAAGUGUGGAUCUUCGGUCACACAUGGUGCCAGAUCUGGCUUGCCGUGGACGUGUGGCUGUGCACGUCGUCCAUCCUCAACCUGUGCGCCAUCAGCGUGGACCGCUACCUGGCCAUCACGCGGCCAGUGCGCUACCGCAGUCUCAUGUCGUCGAAACGAGCCAAGUUGCUCAUCGUGGCGGUCUGGGUGAUCGCCUUCGUCAUCUGCUUCCCGCCUCUGGUCGGCUGGAACGACGGGACUGAAAACCUCGUGCCUUACCUGAGUUCCAACGCGACGACCAAUGGCAGCGUCACGGUGGCCGACGCCCCGCUGCCGCUGUGCGAGUCCGCGCAGUGCGUGCUCAUCAACAACAAGGGAUACGUCAUCUACUCCGCUCUGGGCUCCUUCUAUAUCCCGAUGCUAUUUAUGCUCUUCUUCAACUACCGCAUCUAUCGCGCAGCCAUCCAGACGGGUCGUGCCUUAGAGCGAGGCUUCAUCACUACCAAGUCGGGAAAGAUCAAAGGGCGCACGCAAGAGCAGCGGCUCACCCUGCGCGUGCAUCGCGGCAACGACUCCGGACUGAACGUCAAGCGAGGCAGCGAACACGUAGGCGCCGAGACCUGCAUAGACGGCAUCGUGACCGGGCGCAGACGGCCCGGCCUCAAGAAGUCCCGCGACGAGCCCUCGGCGAGCGCCCGCUCGUCGGGUAAGAAGUCGCGCGCCAGCCAGGCCGACGUCGAACGGGCCACGCGCUCGGCACCGCCGUCCUUCAAGUCCAAGAGGGGCAGUGUUCGAAACAGCGGUCGCAACGGGACGUCGGGAGGCAGCAAGAGCUCGCGCUCGAGCAAGCGCAGCCAACGCUGGCAAGCCAAGCGGUUCCGCACCGAAGCCAAGGCGACCAAGACCGUGGGCACCAUCGUGGGCGGCUUCAUCUGCUGCUGGCUGCCCUUCUUCACCGUCUACUUGGUUCGAGCUUUCUGCGAACACUGCAUUCCCAACUUGCUCUUUUCCGUGUUCUUCUGGUUGGGCUACUGCAACUCGGCCCUCAACCCACUCAUUUACGCGCUAGUCAGCAAGGACUUCCGGCUGGCCUUCAAGAGGAUCCUCUGCCGCUGCCGGCUCAAGGAAGGCGGCGUCUCCUCACUCAUCAAACAGAUCCACAUGCUCACAGUGCUCGAUGACACGCCUCCCGAGAACGCCGAGUCGCCCUAG
Molecule: messenger RNA, 1539 nt
Organism: Ixodes scapularis (black-legged tick)
Lineage: Eukaryota; Metazoa; Arthropoda; Arachnida; Ixodida; Ixodidae
Product: probable G-protein coupled receptor No9
Exons: 2
Coding region: 1-1539 (512 amino acids)
Biological process (GO): adenylate cyclase-activating adrenergic receptor signaling pathway
Cellular component (GO): membrane
Molecular function (GO): G protein-coupled amine receptor activity
Source: RefSeq, a predicted model, not a curated record